Molecule: messenger RNA, 387 nt
Organism: Neohortaea acidophila
Lineage: Eukaryota; Fungi; Ascomycota; Dothideomycetes; Mycosphaerellales; Teratosphaeriaceae
Exons: 1
Source: RefSeq, a predicted model, not a curated record
UUCGAUAAUCUCCUCAAUCUCGAAGAACAGUACUACCAAGAAGGCUACGAUCUCGGUAUCGCAGAUGGCUCACGCGCUGGGCGAAUCGAAGGACGGAUCUUCGGGCUCGAAAAGGGCUUUGAAAAGUACAUCGCAAUGGGCCAACUCGCCGGCAGAGCAGCAGUCUGGAAUGCGCGCAUCUCUCCCAGCCCAUCGUCUCAAAGCACUUCUUCUGCGCUGGCGUUGUCUGAGAAUGCCCGGAUGCAGAAACAUGUGAAGCGCUUGAAAGAUCUGACUGAUGUCGAGACUCUGCCCACAGAGAACAACGAAGACGCGGUUACCGAUUUCGAUGACAGACUCAAGGACGCGCAGGCCAAAGCUACACUGAUCUCCAGAAUGGCGGGGGAA